CCGGAAGAAAGUGCCGACUCAGCCAACGGUCGGGAAGAGGAGAGCAAGAGGCGUGGAGCUCCCUCUUCGUCCCGAGAUGCAAACCCUAACCCUAGCCCUUUGCGAGGGCCCGUUCAUCGUAAAUUCCCCGCCUCUCUGCCCAAAGAACGGGAUCAAAGCUCUGUUCUUUCCUCCCUCGCCCCCCUUGUCCCAGAAAAACAGAAAGAAAAGUUCUUGGAACGUCCCCAGACCUAUGAGGCAAUGGACUCAAUAUGGAUAUAUAGAUGAGAAAUCAUUGAGGCAUCCAGGGCAACAACUUUCAUUGAAUCUACAUGGAAUGGAACUUCAAUGCCCUGAAAACUAUAGCAGCAAGACGACUUUGGAGUUGAUAGAUACUAAACAUAAACAUGGUUCAGUGGAUAAAUCCCUUGAAGAUAUCAGUAAUGCAAACAGUAACUGCACAUAUGACUUUGCCAAGCACAAUAAACUUCCAUUAUGUGAUAUUUGCAGAGAACUUAAAUUUGCAAUCCCCAUUGGGUUGCUCAGCUUUCAAGUCUGUCAGCAGGCACUUGCAGAUACAGAACUGUCUGGAGUGCAGCCCAUGACUUAUAUAGGGGAUCUGGCUGAUAUCAGUACAGGUUUUGCUUCAGCCUUUUUGCUGAUCUUUUUCUCUGAAUUGGGAGAUAAAACUUUUUUCAUUGCUGCACUACUAGCUGCUAGAAGUUCUGGAGCUGUUGUUUUCACGGGCACGUUUGGAGCACUUGCGGCAAUGUCUGUUGUGUCCGUUGUUCUUGGCCGCACAUUUCACUAUGUUGAUGGUAUCCUUCCAUUUAGGUUUGGCCAGACAGAUUUUCCCAUUGAUGAUUUUGCAGCAGUCUGUCUCUUGGUUUAUUUUGGUGUUACUACAUUGCUUGAAGCUGCUUCAGAUGAUGAACAAAAAAGUAAGGAAGAACAAGAAGAGGCAGAGCUAGCAAUUUCAGAGUUAUCAGGAAAUGGUGCAGGAAUAAUAGCUGCUGCCAAUACAGUGAUCAGCACUUUUCUUCUGGUUUUUGUUGCUGAAUGGGGUGAUAAAUCCUUUUUCUCCACGAUAGCGCUUGCUGCAGCUUCUUCACCUCUUGGUGUCAUUGGUGGAGCACUAGCUGGUCAUGCUCUUGCAACUCUGCUUGCAGUCGUGGGGGGUUCUUUGCUGGGGACAUUUCUCUCCGAGAAGGUUAUUGCAUACAUUGGAGGAACUCUCUUCCUUGUCUUUGCUAUGGUAACACUAGUCGAGAUAGUGAGCUAGUUGGAUUUUCAACUUCUGUUGGCGAAGAACAGGACCAACGCCAUAAAGGCUACCGGAACUAAGACCGGUAGACAAAUGCCACUUCACUUAAAUGAUUUUCCUGUUCAUAGUCGAGCUACAGAAUCUCGUAUGUUCCCACUGUUGAAUUUCUUGGACACGUAUCUCAAAUGAUGUCUCGAUUUUGUAUCAAAUGUUCCCACCAUUGAAUGUUUUGGUCAUGUAGGAGAGGACUUAUUUUUCGUAUUUUUGUUCUGAAUGUCAUAAUGCUUGUAUUCAGAGUUCGUCACUGCUUAAAGAAUUAUCUUUAUACUGGAUAGAAAAAGAAAGCAAUAUCUUAGUUCCUCAAACAAAUUGGAUUUUAUGCAA
This is a messenger RNA of Phoenix dactylifera (date palm), 1627 nucleotides long. Its product is annotated as GDT1-like protein 1, chloroplastic. The record is from RefSeq and is a predicted model, not a curated record. Gene Ontology annotation, cellular component: Golgi apparatus; chloroplast thylakoid membrane. Gene Ontology annotation, molecular function: manganese ion transmembrane transporter activity; calcium ion transmembrane transporter activity. NCBI's taxonomy places the organism in Eukaryota, Viridiplantae, Streptophyta, Magnoliopsida, Arecales, Arecaceae. Gene Ontology annotation, biological process: Golgi calcium ion transport; Golgi calcium ion homeostasis; calcium ion transmembrane transport.